AUGCAGCCGGACGGCGUGCCUGACGUGCCGGCCUCCUGGACCGUCGAGGGCCCUGGUGGCCACCACCAAGUGACCAUGUCCAGCCCAUACGUGCCCGGUUAUGUGUCGACAUUCCGUGCAUGGGCACCGCAGCCGACUGAUGAGAAUGCUGACAUGUAUGGCUCAGAAAUCCAGCGCCUCGAGCGCGAACUGUUCAUCGCCGGCAUCUGGCGCUUCCUCCAGCGCGGCGAUGUCGUUGUGAAUGCAGCGAACGCCAACUGCUACCUAUUCAACGGCGAGGUGUUUACAUCGCUCAGCACGCGCCACGACCCGAUCGGUCACCUGCCGCCGUUCAUCAACAUGUUCCUGUUCCCUAUCACGUACUAUGACUGGAUUGUGCCUUCGACCUACAUGCCUGUCAUGUACCUUGAUAUUCUGCCAUGGCGCCAGCAACUUGUGUCGUCGCUUCAGCUCGUGCGAGACAAUAUCGACACCAUCGGCUCAAAUGGCCAAGUGUACCGCAUCGCCAAGUGGGUAUACCGUGCCAGAAUGACCAUCGACGUGCCGCAAGAGAGCACCGCCUCCGGCUUUGCCGAGAGUCCGUACGAUGCCCACUUCAGCUGGAAUGGCACUGUCGUCUUCGAAGUCGAAGGCACGUCCGAGCACGUCUACGACUUCCUUCAGCGCUGCACAUCGCCGAAUGAAUCGCCCGACCUGUCCCAUACCUUCCUUGACUCGGUGCUGAACCGCACGAAUCACUCCAUCCAGGUGCCCACGCUCCCUGAGCCCCAAAACGGCCUUGCUAUGCUGCCGACAUAUCCGUGGCGUCUGCUGCGGCACCGAAGUCAUCCCGGUUCCUACUUGUUUUCUCCGGUACAGUCAUGA
Malassezia globosa CBS 7966 is the source of this 864-nucleotide messenger RNA. RefSeq lists its product as uncharacterized. The record is from RefSeq and is a predicted model, not a curated record. Bases 1 to 864 code for a protein of 287 amino acids. The transcript has a single exon. Lineage: Eukaryota; Fungi; Basidiomycota; Malasseziomycetes; Malasseziales; Malasseziaceae.